Messenger RNA from Fonsecaea erecta, 1434 nucleotides. RefSeq lists its product as hypothetical. The transcript is spliced from 2 exons. Lineage: Eukaryota; Fungi; Ascomycota; Eurotiomycetes; Chaetothyriales; Herpotrichiellaceae. The coding region runs from base 1 to 1434 and encodes 477 amino acids. The record is from RefSeq and is a predicted model, not a curated record.
AUGGCUUCUACGGAGGCGCCUCCUCGGCCUCACGACCGACAUGGCCGCCGACGACCGUUCACCACCUGGAUGCGCCGACUUGCCAGUCUCAAGACGCUGCAUACCGACUCGACCGCCGAGAGUGGCCCAAGUACACGGCGCUACGCGACCCUCCCCAUGACCAUCAAGUCCAAGAAGGGCAACAUCGCGAAAAACAAUCCCUACCCUCUCUCCUCGCGCCUCAGCGAGCCUCACAGUCACAGUAAUACCACAAAUGGCCACCUGUCGUUCUCCACGCACAUGGCCACCUCCCAACGAUCGAGACACAGCUCCCUGUCCCACUCUCAGAGCAAACACUCAGUGUCCAUCUCCCACGACAGCCAGACCGGCGGCAACAAAUCCAGAGCGCCUACCUUGGCCACACAAGCAGAGACGGCCCUGUCAGAUGCAGCCCCGUCAGGAGUAGGGACAAGUGCGACGGUAGCUACAAAGACCGAUGGCGGCAGAGACAGCACAUUUUCUUCCCCUGCGCCGUCGAUCCGGUCCAUGGCCACAACCCUGACCACGGUGCAAUCGAUUGCCGCUCCGUCGCAGCACCACAACAACAACAACAAUAACAACUACAACAAUCCCGGUGGGACUCCCAUGCUCACCCAUAGCUCGACUGCGACAAGCAAUCCCGUUUACUACGGUGGACAACCCGCAACGGCCGUCCCAGCGCAUCUUGCUCCCCACACGCAUCCGACAACCUACCACUCCGCCAUAGCCAAUAAUGUCCUGACAGACGACGCCUCUAUCCUCACACUGGCAUCUUCAUCGAAACGCCGACGAAGGAAUUCGGUCGACACCAAUGCGUCUAUAAAAGCACUCGCCCCGGCAUCCAUGUUCGGGGGCAGUCGCGAGUCUCUUCCUUUGUCUGUGCUCUCCGGCACGGUCAUUCACCCUACAUCUGCCGCGACGGACACGGCGUCUCUGCGUGGAGAUACGGCGCACACGACGCGUUCAAAUUUGAACGCCGAACGCUCCAGUCUGAUCUCGGCCAGUGGAGUGACCGCCCCGGCGCUGGCGAGCGAGCGGAAUAGCUACAUUGGGAGCAAAUACGGCGGCGACAAUGCGAGUGUGAGGAGCAAUCUCCUGGGCGCCGGUGCGAGUCAUGGGCGAAAUGACAGUCUGAGCGGGAGCAUUGGUGGUUACCGAGAGAAGGAGCGCGAGAAAGAAAAGGACAAGGAGAGGGAUCGAGGCAUGGAGAAGGUCGGCGAAUCCGAGAAUGAGAACGGCAACAUACCCGGAAUGUUCACUGCCCCAACGAGUCCCCUGGCUGAUGAGCAGCGCGAUGGCCUGGGUGGAACCGUGUAUACAAGUGCUUCUGCACUGGAAGAAGCAACAGCAGCUUUGGAGAAGGACCAGGACCAGGACCAGGACAAGACGACGACAUCGCCCCCGGGCGAGAAAUGA